This is a messenger RNA of Oryza brachyantha (malo sina), 1084 nucleotides long. RefSeq names its product cysteine and histidine-rich domain-containing protein RAR1. The coding region runs from base 102 to 788 and encodes 228 amino acids. The record is from RefSeq and is a predicted model, not a curated record. Gene Ontology annotation, molecular function: Hsp90 protein binding. Gene Ontology annotation, cellular component: nucleus; cytoplasm. Lineage: Eukaryota; Viridiplantae; Streptophyta; Magnoliopsida; Poales; Poaceae. Gene Ontology annotation, biological process: defense response to bacterium; defense response to fungus. The transcript has 6 exons.
UGCGCCGCAACUUGGAAGUCUCAAGAAAGAGAGAGAGAGGGGGUAGCAUACUUCACUGAGGCGGAGGUCUUCCGUGUAGAGAGGGAAACGAGAGCAUCGCGAUGGCGUCGCCGUCGACGGAGGCGGAGAAGAACGCCAGCUCCGCCGCCGCGCCGGCGCGGUGCCAGCGGAUAGGCUGCGACGCCAUGUUCACCGACGACAGCAACCCCGACGGCUCCUGCCACUACCACCCCUCCGGACCUAUAUUUCAUGAUGGCAUGAAAGAAUGGAGUUGUUGUAAGCAAAGAAGCCAUGAUUUUAGCCUAUUUUUGGCUAUUCCUGGGUGCAAAACUGGGAAGCAUACAACUGAAAAACCAAUCACAAAAGCUGUUUCUACUAACCCACCAAAGGCAGUUCCAGUCCAGACUUCAAAACAGGGUGUGGGAGCUGACACUUGUGCAAGGUGCCGUCAAGGUUUCUUUUGCUCCGACCAUGGAUCACAGCCCAAAGCACAAAAGUCAUCAGUUACAAAUGAUACAAACGUGGUUCCUGUUGAGAAACCUGCGGUUCCACCACCAAAGAAAAAAAUUGAUUUGAGUGAGCCUAGGAUUUGCAAGAACAAAGGAUGUGGUAAAACCUACAAGGAGAAGGAUAACCAUGAUACUGCAUGCGAUUACCAUCCAGGUCCUGCAGUUUUUCAUGACAGGAUGAGAGGGUGGAAAUGUUGUGAUAUUCAUGUCAAGGAAUUUGAUGAGUUUAUGGAGAUCCCUCCAUGCACAAAGGGUUGGCACAAUGCUGAUGCUGCAUGAAUUCUUGCAAUAAGAACCCUGUUAAGCAUAAGUUCUCUUGUAUCUCGUGGUGCAUAAGAUAGGCAUGUUGCCGCAAUUUAUGCAGAAUUUUACUUGGAGUUGAGAAGUGUGGCAAAAUAUUGAGAAUUUUACACGGACCUCCGAGUGACUGCUGCGAAAUCUUAUGUGACGUUUCAUUUUUUAUUCUGAAACCGGUACUUGAAAUUGUGUGGAGACUUGAUCGGGUCUGUCUUCUAGAUGGUCUCGUUUAUCCAUUUUUUUUAUAGUAGAACAAUCAAAUACUCCAUCUAAAUGCU